Lagopus muta (rock ptarmigan) is the source of this 3533-nucleotide messenger RNA. It is a transcript of the gene FAM53B, whose product is annotated as family with sequence similarity 53 member B. The record is from RefSeq and is a predicted model, not a curated record. Gene Ontology annotation, cellular component: nucleus. Gene Ontology annotation, biological process: positive regulation of canonical Wnt signaling pathway; protein import into nucleus. The coding region runs from base 480 to 1655 and encodes 391 amino acids. The transcript is spliced from 6 exons. Lineage: Eukaryota; Metazoa; Chordata; Aves; Galliformes; Phasianidae.
CCGCGCCGGCCCCGCUCAGGAAGUGACAAGCGCAUUUCCUCCCUCCUCCUCCUCCUCCUCUUCUCCUCCUCCUCCGCCCUCCCCGCCCGCAGCACGGCGGCGGCGGCGGCAGGAGGGAGGGAGGGAGCGCGGCUCGGAGCGGUGCCCACAGCCGGCCCCGGCCGGGCCGCGCCGCCGCUCCGCCACCACGUUGCCAGGGAGGAAAAGGCAAAGUCACAGCCAGCGCUGCUUUCUUCAAGCUGAGAUGUUGAGACAAAGCACCUCUGACCCUGUCCUGUCCUUUCUCUCCAUCCCUUUCCGCCGUUUGUUUGUGAGGGAGUCCUUCCCCUGCCACUCCUAUUCCGGAGCCGCCGGCCGCAGCCCCCGCUGCUCUCAGCCCUUCUGGGGGAAAAUGCACUGAGAUGGGAGCUUGGCCAGAGCAUGGCUGACAGCAACCUUUGCCUGGACUCCGAUGGACUCCAACGCAGGACUGCAUUACCAUGGUGAUGAUCUUAACCAAAACUCGGGAAAACAAAGGUGCUGACUCUGUAACAUGCAGGACUGAGCUGCACACUCCAAAGAUGAGUCAAGGACCUACCCUCUUCUCUUGUGGCAUUAUGGAAAAUGACAGAUGGGGAGACCUCAGCAGGAAAUGUCCACUGCAGAUCGAGCAGCCGGGCACCAGCAUCUGGGACUGCCUGGCCGACAAGGGUGAGGAGGGCACGCUGUGGCCACGGGAAGCCACCAGCACCUGCUCGGUGACCAACCUCAUCAAAGAGCUCAGCCUCAGCGAUCCUCACAGCAACCCAUCGGCGCCGCCCAGCAAGCGCCAGUGCCGCUCGCUGUCUUUCUCGGAUGAAAUGUCCAGCUGCAGGACAUCGUGGAGACCUUUGGGCUCCAAGGUCUGGACGCCGGUUGAGAAGAGGCGGUGUUACAGCGGGGGGAGCGUCCAGCGCUACUCCAACGGCUCGGCCACCAUGCAGAGGAGCUCCAGCUUCAGCCUGCCGUCCCGCUCCCAUCCUCUGGCUUCGUCCUGCGACCACCGUCCGGGCUGCCUGCCGAGGAGAUCGGCGGCUGGAGGUGACGCCUGGAGCCCCGAGGGCGGCCGGGCGGACAUGCAGCGCUCCCUGUCCUGCUCUCACGACCGCUUCUCCUCCUCAGAGCCCGGCCCGCCCUCGGCCAGCAGCACGCCGGCCUCCACACCGCAGCUGGGCCGCCGUGCCGGUGGGCUGUGCCGCAGCCGCUCGCAGCCCUGUGUCCUCAACGACAAGAAGGUGGGCGUCAAGCGGCGCCGGCCCCAGGAUGCACAGGAGCCGCGGCCCUCGCUGGACCUGGCCAAGAUGACCCAGAACCGCCAGACCUUCAACAGCCUUAGCAGCCUUAGCAACGCGGCAGAGGACAACACUCAGCGGCUCCCCACCACCCAACCAUGGACCACAGCUCCCCACUCCCCGGAGGUGAUGCCGGGCAGGACCCCCGCCUGCACCCCAGUGCCAGAGCCACGCACACGGGGCGAGGAGCGUGGGGCGAGCCGGGACGACCUGUCCUGUGAGGAGUCCGAUGAGGGUGGUGGGAAGGAGGAGGAUGGGACCCCGUGGCAGGGCGGUGGGGCGGGCACCCAGAGCCCCUUCCAGCUGGAUGGAGAAAUAGACAUCGAGCAGAUUGAAAACAACUGAGGAUGCGGGGCUCAGCGUGCUGGGGUCUGGGGCUCCGGUGGGGAAGGGUCCCCUGGGGGUCAGCGUGGGUUGUGCUGUGCUGCCUGCGUCCCCCUGCCAGCUGGAGGGGAUGAAGCAGCUUUGCCAAAAUUUCAUCAGGUAUUUAGAGCAAUUUUGUGUGUGUGUGCGUGUGUGUGUGUAAAUCUUGAAACUCUUUGUAACUACUGUAGCCGGAUAUCAGCUAAUUUGGGAAAACCGCCUGUCAGAACUUGGAGACCAGAGGGAUGGGGAUCACCAAACAACGCUCAUCCAUCAGUGAGAAAACAACUUCUGCAAAUGUAGGAUGGCGGCUGAUGGAUCCAGCCAUGGCUUCCAUUUCACACAUGUGGUUGUUUGGAAAGCAAGAGGAAAAAUAAACCACCCCCGGGGAGGACUGGAAAAUUGGGGGAAGAAAGAGAAGGUCAGCUGAGAUUUGCCAACCGUGUGGCGGUAGGGCCGGGCUGGUGGUGGGGCAGCUGCAAUGCCCAGAGCCCACGCUGAUCCUCCAGCCCCUGGCAGUGCCAUCAGAUGGAAACCACAAUUUUUGCUGCAAGUUAUUGAUGGUAAGAGCUGGAUCAUUUUUUUUAUACAGAUUCUUAAUUCUCCUUUUCCUGAUGAGGAUCCAGCAGCGCUCGGCCCCUCGCCAACCAUUGCGUGGCUGCCGCACUCUUUUUGCUCUGACUGUGAAGUGGAUCCCUGUCCAGUGCCAUAGGAUUACUUGACAAAAGUAAGCUGUCAAAAUGCUGAAAAUUCAGGUAGCAGCACUGAAAGCUUUUCCUCUCGCUGUGCCUUGUUGAAGCACAGAUAAAGCGGUGACCAUGACGUUUGUACGAGAUACGCUCCUCCAUGAAAUAAGCUGUCUGCUUGCUAACUGGUUUAGAAGGACACAUCCUUAUUUUUUUGUCCCCUUUUGUUUAAAUCUCUUGGAAAGCCGUACGGGCGGCUUCCAGCGUCUUCUGCAGGUUCCUUGGGGUUAUUUCCCAAGUUCUGCAAAAGCACAAAGGGAAAAUGAAGUGAUUGAUCCCAAUGGAUCCCAACCCCUUCAGCAGGGGUCCAACACCCCAUUGGGAGUCUGCAAGCCAGAAGAGGCUGAGAGCAGCCGACGCAGGUUUACCGAUCCCUGCUGUUAUGUUACUGCACUUUUCCUGCGGGGUUUUGGGCGUUCCCCCAUCCCAUCCACUCAUAGCUUUACGUCUGCUCGUGGCCGCGGUCAGCUCAGCUCCCUGCAGAGCGGUGCCGGGGCCUUCUCCUGUUGGGGAAUCCUCCAUCUCUGUUCGAGUGUCUCUCAAUGUGUUGUUGAAAACAACCCACGCUGGCUGCACACCCCUCGUGGGAGGCCCACAGCCCAGCGCUCUACGAGUCAAGGGCCUUUGGGACGUGGCGUCUGCCGGCCCGUAUCCCCAGGAGCAAUGCAACCACAUUUUGGCUUUGAGUCUUCCUGAUGUCCCAAACCCCCAUAACAGCCCCGGGCUCCCGCAGAGCUCAGGGCACGCUUGCCUAUGCACACGUGGGGCUGUAACAAGGGCUCUUUUCUCCCUCCAAGGGCUGCUACCUAGGACAUGCUCACCCCAUGCAGUAGGACGGUGACCGAGCGGCCGCCGGCUGUACCUGACACAGACGUAGCAUACAGUUUACAUACAGCACAACCCGUUUGCCUUACUAAAGAUGCUUCUCCAAUGAGUAAUGGCCUUAUACCGGGCACAUUAGCUUAGACACAGACUGCAGUGACGGUUUGUAGGCCACAGUGGUGUUCUGUUGGGUGUUUCUCUGUUGGUUUCAUAUGAUUUCAUGUACUUGUUUUCAGUUUGACAAAGCCUUACUUAAAAAAAAAAAAAAAAAGAAAGAAAAAAAAAUCUCUCU